Stegastes partitus (bicolor damselfish) is the source of this 1708-nucleotide messenger RNA. RefSeq names its product ADP-ribosylation factor-like protein 4C. Gene Ontology annotation, molecular function: GTPase activity; GTP binding. The record is from RefSeq and is a predicted model, not a curated record. Bases 507 to 1085 code for a protein of 192 amino acids. The transcript has a single exon. Lineage: Eukaryota; Metazoa; Chordata; Actinopteri; Pomacentridae.
UUGUCAGUGCAGCUGCAGCGACCGUCAGGAGAAGGAGGGCAGCGUCCGAGAGCCGCCGCUGGAUGAGAUUUCACCGCUGAGAGAGAGCAGAGCAGCGGGGCGCAGUCCGGAUCCAGAACCCGGAGCGGUGACGCUGCGUUUAAAGGAGACUCUGAAGGGCAGAGUGAAGGAGGGUUGUUAUCCGGGGAGGGGGAAGCUCAUCCUCUUACCUCCCUCUGAAGGAGUAUUUUAACUGUGGAGCUUCCUCGUCGCCAAAUGGAUGCGAGUGCGUGAGGAGAAUCGCUAAUGAACGGCGCGCUGCGUCCUGCCGAGGCGCACCGCGUCCCUCGCUGCUUCUGAGGGCCACAGCAGAGCCGAGCACCGGGGCCUGAGAUUUUCUCACCUUCACGGCAGGAAUUAAUCAUCUGAGCUGCUAGUUUUUUUUUUCUAACUUCCACAAUCAGAGAGGUGGAUACAAACCCCUCCAGGAGCUGCGCAAAAAAAAACAAACAAAAAAAGACGUCAACAUGGGCAACAGCUUCUCCAACAUCUCUGCCUUCCAGUCGCUCCACAUCGUCAUGCUGGGUUUGGACUCUGCGGGGAAAACCACCGUCCUCUACAGGCUGAAAUUCAACGAGUUUGUCAACACGGUUCCCACGAUCGGCUUCAACACGGAGAAGAUCAAGCUGAGCAACGGCACCGCGAAGGGCAUCAGCUGUCAUUUCUGGGACGUGGGGGGCCAGGAGAAGCUGCGGCCUCUCUGGAAGUCCUACAGCCGCUGCACCGACGGCAUCAUCUACGUGGUGGACUCCGUGGACGUGGACCGGCUGGAGGAGGCCAAGACCGAGCUGCACAAGGUGACCAAGUUCGCGGAGAACCAGGGCACGCCGCUGCUGGUCAUCGCCAACAAGCAGGACCUGCCCAAGUCGCUGCCGGUGGCGGACAUCGAGAAGCAGCUGGCCCUGCACGAGCUGACGCCCUCCACCACCUACCACAUCCAGCCUGCGUGCGCCAUCAUCGGCGAGGGGCUGCACGAAGGCAUGGACAAGCUGUACGAGAUGAUCCUGAAGAGGAGGAAAUCCCUGAAGCAGAAGAAGAAGCGGUAACAGCCGCUGACUGAGAGGAAUCCAGGUUUACUUUGCAGUGAUUUGAGCCUCCUGUGUUUGGAUUAAAGCCCUGCUGAGUGAUGCACACAAGGAGCUGCCUCAGUGGAUAGAAACACAACUUUAACCAAAAAAAAAAGAGAGAAAAAGACAAUAAAACAGACUUGAAUUGACUCUGUGGAGCUCCAGCAUUGAGGAUUAAAACGGGCUGGCCCGUUUACCUGCUGCUUUAACUCGGACUCAGUUUGGACUCUGAUGUUUUUUUUAAAAUUUCCAUCCACAGGUUGAGUUUGUGGAGAUGAGUUUGAUUUUGCACGUGGCUCGGGACACUUGUGGCCCCUGCUCUAAUUUUAAUUUCUUUCUUUUUUGUUUUGUUUUGCCGGAACCAGACAUCUGUAGUGUCAGCCUCUGAUUCUGGAUGUCAUGCAGACUGUUGAUUUUGGAGCAUUGAAGUAGCCUUCCCUCUGCAUGGUGGACUGAAGACAGAAUCCACUACUUUGCACUUUUCAUUUGCUAACAAACAGUAGAGAACUACACUGUACGACUAGAGGAGCAGAUCCAGGUGGUUUAUGUACCAAGAAGCCAAAAUUGAAGUAUUUUUUGUAUAUUAAAAGAUUUUAAAUCCA